This is a messenger RNA of Mucor mucedo, 2155 nucleotides long. RefSeq lists its product as uncharacterized. The coding region runs from base 85 to 2079 and encodes 664 amino acids. Lineage: Eukaryota; Fungi; Mucoromycota; Mucoromycetes; Mucorales; Mucoraceae. The transcript is spliced from 2 exons. The record is from RefSeq and is a predicted model, not a curated record.
UGUAAAAAUUAGAAAAACUUUUUUUUUUGAACCCCCUGCUUAUAUUUAGAGAAAGAGAUAGAACAUAGACACAGGCAAAGAAAAAUGUAUUAUUAUAAUCAUAAUAAUGAAAUGGACGAUGGCAACAACAUCAAUUUUGAUUCCAAUCAGUUAUUUGGACAAUCGUUUGAAGAUUUAAACAACAUGAACGAUAACAACAAUCCCUUUUUAAACUUUGAUUACAGUCACAGCCUACCCACACAACCCUUCGAGACGUCUCCUUCACCUUCUUCUAGUGGACCUCAAGAUUUCUUGAUGCAGCUGCAAGACUAUAAUAUCAACCAUAAUGGAGGAGGAAGCAGUUUCAACUUUUUUGAUGAAGGAAAAUCUUAUCUCCAAGAUCCUCAAGCUGCCAUCCUACUAUCCGAUCCUAACUUUCUCCGACAGCAGCAAUAUUUAUUAGAUCAGCAACAAAAAGCUAAAGAUCUCUCUGAGCCACCAGCACAACCAGCAUCAACACCACCACCUUUGCGUUCCAACUUAUCCGCGAUGUUCAAUAAGGAAGCACCACCACCGCCGCAAGUAGAACCGAUGAUCACAAGUCAACAAAAGUUAAAAUCCACCACCACCACUAACAACAACAACAACAACAAUAGCAAUAAUAAUAAUAAUAGUAUGAAUACUGGAAAAUCAAAACCUAUACCCAUUUCCUCUCCUUCUUCUUUACCUUCAAAUGCAAUUGAUCAUCAACGUCGUUUUAAUGAAUUACAAGCAAGGUUUAGAAUAAAUUAUGCAAAGAAACCAUCUACGAGUAAACAAGAGUCGGUGGCUGGUACUUCAGUACCCAUCACAACCCAUGAACUCUCAAAUGAAACCACUAGUCGACGCAAACUCUCUUUAGAACCCACCACCAUGCGAUUAAACAAUAAGAUGAAAGUGGCUACGGGUACGGGCCAUAGUACGAAAUCACCUACCACCAAUAUGAACAUACCACCAUCGAUUGACACCAAUAACACUAGUAGUUCACAUCACACCACCACCACUGCAGCAGCAGCUGCAGCGGCUGCUGCUGUAGCAGCGGCUUCUUCUUUCCCGUCUCGUACGAUGCCUAUUCAAAUUCAACGAGUACAACGAGCCAACGCUUCUCAGCCAUUUGAUUUAGAACAGCGACAAAAGAGAUUAGAUGAUCAGCUUGUGAAGGUGGAUUUUGAGGAUAUCACGGUGUCUGAAUUAAAGGAAAUGUUGAGACAGCGAGGUAAACCGGCUACGGGUAAAAAAGCGAUACUUUUACAGAGAUUACAGGAAGAAAAGGACAUGAUUUUACAUGCUCGAGCCCAUGGGAUUCCUAUUUCCAACAGGUAUGCGAUUCAACCCACUGUGGCCGAAAAAACGAAUGCCAGCCCCGUCUUGGCUUCACCAGUUCUGGAGAAUCAUGCGGUGGCGUCUUCAUUACCGGAUACAAUGAUGUUUUUAUCCAGCUCGCCGAAUAAUAGUAAUACGGGGAUCGGAUCCUUAAAUCGGUCUAUUGCUGAUAUGCAUAUUGGAUCACCACCCAUGACAACGCAACAGUCACGACGUUUUGCGCCGUAUGCGCCUCGAGCAGCAACAAGUUCAUCACCGGGGCAAGCACCCGUCAUGUAUUCGUCGUCUGUGCCUACGGGGAGUUUGGAUUCUAGUAUGAUGAUGAUGAACCGUAAUGGUCAAGAAGAGGCAGCAGCAGCAGCAGCAGCAGCGGCGGCGGCGGCUACAACACCACGUGUGAUGAGAGGAUUCAACUUUAAGAAAUCAUAUGCACCUUUUGCUUCUUCUGCAUUAGCUACGCCAGAUCGGGAUGACGAUCAUAAUCCGUUUGAUGAUUACCAGGAUUCACCAAAUGAUAUGGAAUGGACAGAUCCCACGUUAGAUUAUAUGCUACAGCAACAACAACAACAGCAACAAAUGCAGCAGCAGCAGCAUCAUCACGGGUCUGAAUUCAAUGAUAAAUCCACCGAAGAAUUACUCUCGUUUUUAAGUCAAGGAUUUUAUCCCAGUGAUCAUCAUUUCCAACCGAAUGGACCAGAUCCAAGUAGUAUCAUGUUUGAUGAGAAUCAACCUUAUUGAAAUAGAAGCAACAACCAAAAAAAAAAACAUCCCAAUUUAGCAUUAAUAAAACGUUUUUUUUUUUUUUUUUUUUUUU